CAACCUCAAUGGAAGAGUCUCGAGAUGAGUGUCUGGUACCUGAAUCCCUAGGCGGGUCAGGCAUGUACGAGAACGUUGAUGACGCUCUAUUCGAAGAUCUAGUAGAGCAACAACAGUACCGUGAUGCGCCCCACAGAUUAAUCAGUCGCACUAGUGGUACUAGCGAGCAUAGUGAGACCAGCACCACUCCUCUAAACUUUGCGAGUGCCUCGCCAUCAGGCAGACGUAGAGGAUCUGGAGGGGGGCUCUUGGCACACCCUGGUAGCACUCUAUCGCCCUAUGAGAACGACGACGACAGGCAGGAACCGGGCCACUUGGAUACGCCCGCGAGCGAUAUACAGUUGCUGGAUGACACAUACAGACACGGAACAGCUGGAAGGGGACGUACCACAGUACACGAGCCGCUGAAUGCGCAUAGAAUAUAAGCUCACACAGAGCGAUGCCCGAGCGAAGACGGAGGAGACGGUUCACCGGAGGCUUGGGGCAUUGGCUUGUUGUUUGCAACAGUUAUACUUAGAAAUAUAAGUGCGGGGGUAUGCCUCGUACAGAAAGAAAGAAACAAAGAAAAACGAAAUUAAAAUAAGUGGUUGAUCCAUCCACAACUUCAUUUACC
Messenger RNA from Sphaeroforma arctica JP610, 613 nucleotides. RefSeq lists its product as hypothetical. The annotation marks the transcript as partial. The record is from RefSeq and is a predicted model, not a curated record. NCBI's taxonomy places the organism in Eukaryota, Ichthyosporea, Ichthyophonida. The transcript is spliced from 3 exons.